CCCUCCCGCCGCCCGACAUCACCAUCCCACCUUGUCACAACGAUUUAGGGUCAAUCUCCGAGACAGGAGGGUGCUCUUACCUCCACCUCCUCCUCUUCCUCCUCCUCCUCCCACCCCGGAUCCCCCCUUUUCUAUCAGUAUCUCCCUCCCACUCUAUCUCGGUGUUUUAUGUCUGCGUCACAACAAGUCGGUGGAGAGCGAGAAGGCAGGGAUGAUGGCGUCUCUGGCGGCUUGAUUCCGGUGCUGCUUUUUUUUAAUUAAAAAAAAAAAUACAAACCCGCCUUAAUAGCAUCAGGAGAGAGGGAGAGGGAGAGUGAGGGGGGAGGAAGAGAGCAAAAGCGACGGGGACAUGACGAAACGGCACCGCGGAGGACGGACAAACUAGAUUGAGAGACGGACGGACAGUCAGUCGCCCUCCUCCUCCUCCUCCUCCUCCUCCUCCUCGCUGACGGCUUGACUGACACACACAGGCGCUUGGCACAGACAGGGACAUACAUGCACAUCAGCCACUUUUUGCAAACACGCAGGCUGCGCAUCGGAGCGGGCAGUAAUUGGGAGAUCCACAGCAGAUGAGGGCAUUUCAUGUCCAGCCUGUCCAGGAAUCACUGUGACCCCGACGGAAAGGAGUUCGACUUGACAGGAUGGGGGGAGUAAGUGAAGGAGAUGAUGUGUUGGCUCGAUGGAGUGAUGGACUACUGUACCUCGGCAAUGUGAAAAGAGUAGAUGGAGUCAAGCAAUGUUGUCUGGUGAGGUUUGAGGACAACUCCGAGUUCUGGGUGCUGAGAAAGGACAUUCACUCGUUCGCUGCUGGAGUGGAAGAAGUUUGCUGUAUUUGUGACGCUCCACCUCUUAAAGAACCCCUCAUAAAUUGUCUUAAAUGUCGCCACGGUUAUCAUCCAGAGUGCCACACGCCAACCAUCGAACCGGAAGCUGACAGCGACUCGUGGAUAUGUCGGCAAUGUGUCUUUGCAGUCGCAACCAAGAGAGGCGGGGCCCUCAAACGGGGACGCUUCGCUCGGCUCAUGCAGUUCAUGAAACUCCGGCUCCCCUACCAGCUAUCGUCUUUGGACUGGGACCCGCAGCAUCUGACCAAUCAGCAGCAGUGUUACUGCUACUGUGCUGGACCUGGAGAGUGGAACCUGAAGAUGCUGCAGUGUGGAAGCUGUGGUCAGUGGUUCCACGAGGCUUGCACACAGUGUCUAACCAAGCCAUUGCUGUACGGAGACAGGUUUUAUCAGUUCCAGUGCUCAGUUUGUACAAAGGGACCAGAGACAAUCCAGAGACUACCCAUGACAUGGGUGGAUUUGGCUCAUUUAGUGCUCUACCAUCUCUCGCUGUGCUGCAAGAGGAAAUACUUUGAUUUUGACCAUGAAAUCCUGUCCUUCACCAAUGAGAAUUGGGACUCGUUGCUUCUAGGCGCGCUCUCUGACACGCCAAGGCAGGACCGCUGUCACAAUCUCCUCAACGCUCUAAACUCCCACAAGGACAGGUUUGUUUCUGGAAAGGAGAUCAAGAAGAAAAAGUGUCUUUUUGGGCUUCAAGUUCGAGCCCCGCCGCCACUGACAUCGGAUUCGUCGCCCCUCAUCACUGACCCACCUAUCAACAUCACGCACCGGAGAAGCCCUUUGUCACUACCCUGCCAGAGGAGAGUUGGGGGGCCAGAGUCACGUAAAUCAAAGCGUCGCAUCAUGGAGACACAGGCUUGUCCACCUCCAGUUGCUGCCAACCCUAUUGAGCUGCUGCCAUGUUGCCAUGGCUACAUGGGAGGGGCCAGCCUUUACAACUCCAGGAAGUCAGAGGAGGAGCUUAACUUGAGCUCUCCUCCCAAGCGGAUGUACGCCCUGUACCACACCACGUACAACGGAAACACUGCGCUCUCCAGGAGUCUCCAUCACUACAACAGUGUGGACGACACCUGCAGGUUACCGCCAACAUGCCUCCCGUACCCCCUCAACAACAAUGGCAGCCAUCACCACCACCAUGUCCACCAGCACCACCACAGCCACCAACACAACCACCAACACCAACCAGGGCAGAAGCCGCUGGAGCCCGUCAUCCUUCGUGACCUUCCCCCUUAUCAGGCCGGCAUGGGCGGAGGUGGUGGUGGUGUAGGAGGAGGAGGAGGAGGAGGAGGAGGAGGAGGAGACGGCAGUGGAGGAGGUGGAGUGGGAAUGGGAGUAGGGGGCACGGAUGGGACAGUGUCCAGGAACUGGGGAGGCGGGGAGGCAGUGAGGAUCUUGGCGAGACGUGUCACACCGGACGGGAAGGUACAGUACCUGGUGGAGUGGGAGAACGUGAGUUUGUACUGAGAGCGAACACCAGGCUCAAUGACUGUUCGGCAGUUGCCACAGGACUACUGUGUACGUGAUAUGUGGCAGUGUUUAAAGUACAAACGAAACAAAAAGAGGAAAAAAAGGAAACUUUGCAAAUCCAGGUUGCUCUCAUAGUAUCACCUCUAUUCUACAUCAUUAUAACCUCACUACUCGUUACUAAAUGUCCCUCUUUGCUAGUGUUUCUCUGAUAUUUGUACUGUUAACUUUGGAAUAUGCCUUUGCAUUUAUCAUGUUUUACAGUGACGAGGGAAAGUGUUCAAACCUUCUGAAGAUUUGUCAAUAUCUGGGCCACAUCAAUGGAUGCAGAAAAAGACAGAUUACUGUGUUUCUAAUAGUUAUGCAACAGUCCAAAAAUAAGUAUUACUUCACUGCUUUCAACUAGUUGCUGUUUACUUUCAUUUUUGCUUUUAGUUACCAUAAAUAACAGAGUAAAGAAAAUAUGGAAGCAAAGAUAUUUGGUCCAAAAGUCACUAAUUUCAAUGUUAUAAUUUGUUUAAUUUGCAUAAAAACCAAAAUGUAACGCACAAAGGACAAGUUUUGGUUUAGCUGGGGCAAUGUGCUGGACAAAGCUAAAGGAAGAUACCACGACCUCCAAAAAAAAUGUACUUCUUUCAGUCUUAUACUAAGCUGAACUAAGUUUCCUCUGGCUGUAGCUUCGUAUUUACUGGAUAGACACUACAGAGAAGUCUCUGUCUUCUAAUCCAGCUCUCAGCAAGAAAACAAAGAACUGUAUUUCCCAAAAUGUGGAACUAUAUCUAAAUGUAAGUCAAGUGGCGUUACCAUUAUAUACAAUAUGUGGUACUUCUUUGCCUUUAAUGUAGAGGACAGUGGAGAUAGAGACAGGAAAUGUGGGAAGAAGAGUUGGGGAAGGACAUGCAGCAAAAGGCCAUGGGUCAAAGUAAAACCAUGGCCACUGUGUUAGGGACUAUAGCUCCUGUCCAGGGGUCACCAACUCACACAGCUGAGCUACCGGGGCGCCCGUAUGGCACAUUUUUAACAACAGGUAAUGUGCCAACAUUUCUCAAUAGAGAAAUAGGAGAAUCAUUACACAGUUAUCCAACAAGUUUAAAUAUAAUACAAAUUCAUCCCAUUUAAAUAUUAAGGUUAAGAACCUACAAUAAUGUAAUUAUAAUAAUAAUUUACUUGACUUCUUUAAAUAUUAAGGUUUAGAUGCUAAAAAAGUAUACAGAAAACCCAACAAAUAUAAGAUUCCCUUUCUGUAGGCAUUUGGCAAUAGGGGCUCAGUAGUUUUAGAAUUCAAGCAAUUUGCAACACAGCGACUCCUGUUGCGCAAAAUGAACUUGCGCAAAUGGACUAAUAAAGUACAGUGGUACUUUAUGGUGAGAUAUAUGUAAAAACAUAACAAUGUCUCAAUUUUUUUUCUCUGUAGUACAAAGAAUAAUAUAAAGAAACCUGCAAGUCAUAACAUCAAAUGAUGUAAGAUCAGGAUAGAUGAGACUGUUGUGAAAAAAAAACAAGGUACAGGAUGUAUGUCUAGCACUUAAAAUGACCAAGAUAAGAGCCUUAAAGUAAAGGCAGUGAAAUGACUCUGGCUCACAGGGUUCAAUGCUACAGUCAUUACAGUGAUUAUCUGUAACCUAGGUGUCUAAAAUUGCGCCUUUUUCAACCAAGUCUUGCCCAUUUAUAGUCUAGACAUCUGAAGCCUCAAGUCAACACACAGGUGAUUAACAGCUGCUUUAAACAGAGAGAAGUUUUCACAUUAGAGUUGUUCUACUUAAAGGUAACAAACAGAAGCAGCGUUCCCCAUCGGUUGAUGUCCAAGGAAUGAAGCAGCAGCCAACACCGCACUCACAUCAGCCCACACAUUAGUAGCUGCUCAUUCAUCAACUUAUGUUCACAUGGAAUUCAGUGAGAAAAUUAACCCAGAGAAAUUAGCAGAGAUGAAUGAUCCGUCAUCGGUGAGAGGCUUGAUGACGGCUGGGCGGCGACUGCUGGCUGCUCAUAAAAAAGCAGUAACCUCUUAAUUGCCAGGAAGAGAGAGAAUAUUACAGUCAGUCUUAUAUUUUUAGCCACGCAGGGGGUCGUUGAAUAGCAGAAGGAUCUGACUGUGGCUCUAUAAACAACAAAUUCUCCGGAGGUUUUCAUAUUUUCUCUCAUCGCAGUAUGUUAAUAAGAGAUUGUAUACACAUUAUUAUGGGGUUACUUAUUUGUUAUGUUAGAUUUUGUCAUACAUAAUUUACACUUAGACUGCUGUACGUCUUAGAAAUAGGAGCCACGAGAGGGCUUUUGUUUUCUAGAUAGAAUUAUAUAUUCACAAUAUAUUGCUAUGAUGGAAUAACUUUAUUUAUUUAUUUAUUUAUUUUGAUGUGGUUGCAUAGUGCCUAUAUGGGUUGUGUACCUGCAGAUUGGUCUGCUGAACAGAUGGAUGAUGAGCGAGGAAGGCUCUUUAUCAGUUGACAGACGUGUGAAGGAGGACCAGUUAUAACGAACAGGACUGUGAUGUUACUGUACAUUCCAAACAACAAGGAAAAAUAAUAUAUAUGUUAUUGAAAUACAUGUUUAAAGUCAUCAUAACAGAUUUUAUUUAGGAGAAAAUAUGCUUUUUUGAUUAUUAUUUUGAUGAGAGUUUAAGUUUGAGUCACAGAACAUUGAAAAACAAAAGACACCAACUUAAAUCCAUAAAAUCUUCCAGGGUCUGUAAUUUAACAACAAAGCGUUGAGUAUAAAUGCAUUGACCGGCUGCUCAUGUCCCUUCCACUCAGAUGUGUUUAUAGAGGCAAGUGUUGGUACUGAAGUUGGAAAUUUUAUCUUCGUGCAACCAGGUUACAUAAAUCUAGAAUACUGUGGUGCAAGUCUCAGAGUUUAUAUUUUAUACAGAGGUUUAUUUCAGCAAUCUGUUCGAUAAAACUUCCACCACAUGUACAUUUUGUCAGUUUUAUCUUUGAAGACAAACCGCAUUACAGGUUCAGUUGAAAAAGCAAAAGACAAACACAGCAUUUAUGCAGUUCUAAUUGAUGCAAAAGAGUUUCUUUAAAUACCGACCUCUCUGUUGAACUAUUUCCAGUGGAACGAUGUUGCAUUGCAAUUCCCAUCCUCCUCAGUGACUAUUUGACUGUAGUUUAUUAGGAAGAGGCGUGUUGAAAACCUUUCUAGGCGAUGGUGAUGAAUGUAUUUGUGUGUUUUCUAUGGUAUGUCUAUACCCGUCAAGUGCUUGUUAUAGGUUGUACUCUCGGUGGAACUCAACCAGAUUAGUUUAAAACAACAUAGGAGGAAAUAAAGACAUCAACAUCGAGGAAAAAAGCGUUUAUUUUGGGAGACGUAGUCUUCUUUUUCUGAUUAGUAGUCAAGUCCAAGUUCAGUUUGAUGUAUUUUUGGAGAAAUUAUGUUUGUACAUGUAUACUCUGCGUUGACACACCUAAUAUGUAACAUGAAUAAUAAAAAAAUUCACCUCG
Acanthochromis polyacanthus (spiny chromis) is the source of this 5746-nucleotide messenger RNA. It is a transcript of the gene phf1, whose product is annotated as PHD finger protein 1. NCBI's taxonomy places the organism in Eukaryota, Metazoa, Chordata, Actinopteri, Pomacentridae. The record is from RefSeq and is a predicted model, not a curated record. Gene Ontology annotation, molecular function: DNA binding; chromatin binding. Gene Ontology annotation, biological process: chromatin organization; regulation of DNA-templated transcription. The transcript has 15 exons. The coding region runs from base 642 to 2309 and encodes 555 amino acids. Gene Ontology annotation, cellular component: nucleus.